CAACUAGCUAGCUGCACCCCACUCUCCUUCAUCUUCUUAUAAGAAGCCUUUUAGAGCCAACUCAAACUCAAACUCAAACUCAAAUUAAAACCAAAACAUUUACAUUUGCACUAGUUCCUUAGAUCUCAAAGCCUUACAAUGGCAUCAGGAUCACUGUCACGUAGCUCAGGUUCAUCUUGGACAACCAAGCAGAACAAAAUGUUCGAACGUGCACUGGCCGUGUUUGACAAGGACACACCGGACCGAUGGCAGAACGUCGCCCGUGCCGUCGAGGGGAAGUCUGCCGAAGAAGUUAAGCGACACUAUGAGCUCCUCAUUGAGGACCUCAACCACAUUGAGUCUGGCCAAGUUCCAUUCCCCACCUACAAGUCUCCUGCUUCUUCCCGUGUCACUAAUGAAGAGCAGAGGUUGAGGUAUAUGAAGCUUCAGUGAAGCAAGAGAUCUAAUGAAGGUGAAGUAUAAUCAUUGGUUCUCUGUCUAAUGGUCUAGCAUGAAAUUAAGAAUGCCUAUGAAGCAGUUUUAAGAAGGAAUUGAACAAAAUUAAGAAAGAAAAAAAUAUAUAUCUUGGUUUCUCCUCUAUCUACUUGUACAUGUAUUUAAAGUCACCCAAUUUAGAUAUGUGAUUGGGUUUCUCUUUAUAUUUGGUAGGCUUAUUGCCUUAGUGGAUGUCAGAAGUUGGCUAUUUAUUAUGUAGUUGUGGAACUAAUGGAUGAAAUGAAUGAAUCAUUAUUGUGCUCAUUUUUUUUC
Dioscorea cayenensis subsp. rotundata (Guinea yam) is the source of this 747-nucleotide messenger RNA. RefSeq names its product protein RADIALIS-like 3. The record is from RefSeq and is a predicted model, not a curated record. The transcript has 2 exons. Gene Ontology annotation, molecular function: DNA-binding transcription factor activity. Lineage: Eukaryota; Viridiplantae; Streptophyta; Magnoliopsida; Dioscoreales; Dioscoreaceae. The coding region runs from base 139 to 432 and encodes 97 amino acids.